Mollisia scopiformis is the source of this 666-nucleotide messenger RNA. RefSeq lists its product as uncharacterized. The record is from RefSeq and is a predicted model, not a curated record. The transcript has a single exon. Bases 124 to 585 code for a protein of 153 amino acids. NCBI's taxonomy places the organism in Eukaryota, Fungi, Ascomycota, Leotiomycetes, Helotiales, Mollisiaceae.
AUGGUGACACCAGCGCCCGUUACCACCAAAUGGCAGGAGAGGGACAAUGGAUCUCGAGGUUGUGCUGCGCCGUAUGUUGCCAAUCUCUACCACGCCAGAACAACUCACAAAUAAGCAACAACCAUGGCGUUGGGAUAUGCUUCCUUCCAUUGGAGCCGGUCUAUUCAUAUCCGCUGUGCUCCUGCACAAAAUGCAACCUCUCUUCGUUACCAUAGUUUAAAGGAAACUCCCCCACUCUACCGACGCAGAAGUGACAGAUCGACCUCUCAUGCAGACAAAUCUUUUUCUAAUCAAAUCCAUCAGCUGCAUCCGAAUUGGUUUCGACAAAGAAUGCUUCUGUACAACGUCGCUACGAUAACCAACCAUUUCGGAACGGACUCACCGAAGGACGUCUUUUCCGCGAGUCGCACUUGGCGGCUCGUCCCAUAUUAUUUGUGGCAUAUGGUUCUCCCUGCAGGAUUUUCCCUUCCAGAACCCCAUGACUGCCGAUAUGUCGCAGCUUUUUGCGCCUCAAAGGCGUAUGUUUUGUAUAUUAGCGCCAAAGUUCGCUAUUCGAGGUCGUGUCUUACAAUGCCGGCGGUCUGAGAAGCAUCGGAGGCCGGCACUGAGGAGUGGCUUUGCCCGGACAACACAGCAUAAACUCGCAUUUGGUGUAUCUAUUCUGGA